Messenger RNA from Dreissena polymorpha, 1031 nucleotides. Its product is annotated as EGF domain-specific O-linked N-acetylglucosamine transferase-like. Gene Ontology annotation, molecular function: protein N-acetylglucosaminyltransferase activity. Gene Ontology annotation, cellular component: endoplasmic reticulum lumen. The record is from RefSeq and is a predicted model, not a curated record. NCBI's taxonomy places the organism in Eukaryota, Metazoa, Mollusca, Bivalvia, Myida, Dreissenidae. The transcript has a single exon. The coding region runs from base 1 to 597 and encodes 198 amino acids.
AUGCUGUGGCCUACCGUUGGGUACGACAGCCCAUUAAAUGAGCAUGAAUUAAAAGGCGUUCCAAAAUUAGAGGAAUUUAGAACGUUUUUCCUUCGACAACAUGGCAUUGCCAUAAACGAUAAACUAAGUUGUGAUAAUUUAACAAUUGUAUUUCUGUGGCGACGAGAUUAUGUAGCACAUCCAAGAAACCCAUCUGGAACCGUAUCGAGAAAAAUAAAGAAUGAAGAAGAAGUGGUGGCAGCCGCGAAACAACAUUUAAGGGAACACUCGAUAUUGGAUAUUCAAAUUGAUCUAUUGGCUAUGAGAGAUCAGUUGAAGAUGGUAUCACACACAGAUAUCCUGAUUGGAAUGCAUGGCGCAGGUCUUUCCCACACCCUAUUUUUACCUCGACACGCAGGGCUAAUAGAGUUAUACCCCACCUACUGGUCAACAGCUAAUGUGCAUUUUAAGGGUAUGGCGCGAUGGCGCGGCCUGUACUACCGAAGUUGGCAAAACAGUGACAUAACUAAAGAACUGAACGAUAAGUACACAGUCGUUAAUGUUAACAGUGUCAUAUCUUUAUUAAGUAGCAUGGUGCAUGAGAUAUGUACAUCUUAGUUGAACACAAGCUUAAGGGUUCUUCUUUUAGUUAAUAGAGAUAUAAUAUAUAAAUUUCUAACAAAUAAAAGAAGAACCAUUUAAAUUGUGUUCAACCUAACUCGUAUUCGAAAGUUUACAAAAGUUGAUAUUAAAGCGAAACUUAUAGCUUAUUGUGCAAAACAUUCAUGGUCUAAGCACGUAUAAAAUAGACAACGUAUUGUUUAUUGUCUACUGCUAUGGUUAUUCUUUUUUUCAUUGUGAUGUGACAAAGUUUACCGUCUUCCGAUUUGUAUCCUUACAUGUAUACACAUUAACAGCUCUUCAAUAAGUUGUGGCCUGCGUUGAUUUUAUAAAAAUGAGAUAAAACACUCAUUUUCCACUUUAAUGAAUCUGAUUUUGGGUGGUUUAUACACCGUUAUCAUGUUUUUGGCAUCAGCAAAUUUCCUUAAAGG